This is a messenger RNA of Mauremys mutica (yellowpond turtle), 1047 nucleotides long. It is a transcript of the gene SFXN5, whose product is annotated as sideroflexin 5. Gene Ontology annotation, molecular function: monoatomic ion transmembrane transporter activity; citrate transmembrane transporter activity. The record is from RefSeq and is a predicted model, not a curated record. The coding region runs from base 74 to 994 and encodes 306 amino acids. Gene Ontology annotation, cellular component: mitochondrial inner membrane. Gene Ontology annotation, biological process: monoatomic ion transport; citrate transport; mitochondrial transmembrane transport. The transcript has 14 exons. NCBI's taxonomy places the organism in Eukaryota, Metazoa, Chordata, Testudines, Geoemydidae.
GGCGAGGCGAGGGGCCGGACCCGGCGGCGGAGGAGGCCGUUUAAAGUGGUGGCGCUUGCGGGGCGUGAGGGGAAUGGCGGAGCCGGCGGAGUACCCCCCUUUCCAGCUGGGGAAGCCCCGCUUCGAGCAGACUUCAUUUUAUGGCCGAUUCAGGCACUUCUUGGACAUCGUUGACCCCCGCACUCUUUUUGUUACUGAGAGUCGUCUUAAAGAAGCCGUGCAGUUGCUGGAGGAUUAUAAACAUGGGACUUUGCCCCCUGGAGUCACCAACAAAGAGCUUUGGGGAGCUCAAAAAAUAAAGCAGGCCAUCAUACAUCCUGAUACUAAUGAGAAGAUCUUCAUGCCUUUCAGAAUGUCAGGUUACAUUCCUUUUGGAACACCCAUCGUUGUUGGUCUUCUCCUGCCAAACCAGACGCUGGCGUCCACUGUUUUUUGGCAGUGGUUGAAUCAGAGCCACAACGCAUGUGUCAACUAUGCAAACCGAAAUGCAACUAAGCCUUCUCCAACAUCCAAGUUCAUCCAGGGCUACUUGGGAGCUGUCAUAAGUGCUGUCUCAAUUGCAGUGGGCCUUAAUGUUCUGGUUCAGAGAGCAAACAAGUUUACGCCAGCCACCCGUCUCCUGAUCCAGAGGUUUGUGCCAUUCCCUGCUGUAGCUAGUGCCAAUGUCUGCAAUGUUGUCCUGAUGAGGCACACAGAGCUGGAAGAAGGGAUUGACGUCCUGGACAGUAACGGAAACAUUGUCGGAUCUUCCAGAAUUGCUGCCAAACAUGCACUGAUAGAGACAGCCCUGACUAGAGUGGUCCUGCCAAUGCCUAUACUGGUUCUACCUCCAAUGAUUAUGUCUAUACUGGAAAAAACGUCUCUCCUGCGAUCCCGUCCCCGGAUGGUUCUCCCAGUGCAAGGCCUUGUGUGCCUCGCGGCCUUCGGCCUGGCUCUUCCCUUGGCCAUCAGUCUCUUUCCACAGAUGUCGGAGGCCUCUGCACACCACUUGUGAGGCCCCUCUCAAUUCCCUGUUCCUUUCCUCCGCCUCCAUUUGUCGUCACUUCC